Mytilinidion resinicola is the source of this 1961-nucleotide messenger RNA. RefSeq lists its product as uncharacterized. The transcript has 2 exons. Bases 1 to 1560 code for a protein of 519 amino acids. NCBI's taxonomy places the organism in Eukaryota, Fungi, Ascomycota, Dothideomycetes, Mytilinidiales, Mytilinidiaceae. The record is from RefSeq and is a predicted model, not a curated record. Gene Ontology annotation, molecular function: protein binding.
AUGGAGAGGCCAGGGAUGCGUCAGUCUGGCUUUUGCCAAUUUCUUUCCCUCGCGGAUGAAAUUAUCCUUGCCGUCAUCGAACGAGUCGACCAAUCCAAGGACCUCUGCAGGCUAGCUAGAACGUGUGGCCGCUUUCAAGCUCUUGUUGAACCAUAUAUCUACCGAUCAGUUCUCAUCCGCACCGGGGCCGAAGCCGAAUGCCUCGCCACCUCCUUGGACCGUAGGCCUUCGCGUACUCUAGACAUUCAGCACUUCGAGGUCCGGUACAUCCAUAAGGUUGUUGUCGACGACACCGGCAUUCUUCAAUCAGACAACGAGAGCGGCAUCGAGAAUGUCGACCGGAUACUGCCACAUCUCCGAAACUUGCGUCAUUUAACAAUCGAGUCACCUUGCAUCAAUAACAAUCCUUGGCGCGGUGAUGAGAUGAUUCCUUGGAGGAGCGGCUGCCGAGUAAGAUACACUCCUCUGUUUCGGGCAGCCAGCCAGGCAACCAGCCUAGACGUACCUUCAAAUGGGCCUCUCCUAUUUAACAAGCUUCAAACUGUUGUCUUGCAUACCCAUGGCAACACUCAGAAGUUCGAGCUAGGGGACGAUGCUGUCAUUUUUCUUCACCCUACGCUCCAAAACCUAACAAUUUCCUGCUCCGAUAUCACAAAUCGCAUGUCACUUCCUCCACCUGUUGAAAAUAUUGAAAAGACUACUGCUCUCAGGAGUCUUACUUUCAUUGAGUGUAACAUCAACGCUAUUGCCCUAGGCACAAUCUUGCGGUAUCCUCGAGCCUUGAAGGAGAUUAAUCUUGGGGAAAGAAUACAUCACUUCCACGAUUCGCCCACUAAACCCUUGGUACACUAUCACAGAGAGUUCAUGCACGCUCUCUACCAGCAGCAUGAGUCUCUCGAGUACAUCAGAAAUGUCGGCCGUCGACGUUGGAGACCCGAUCCAUCGCAGCUGGGGCGUAUAACUCUUCGCGACUUCGAGAAUCUUCGGUGCUUGGCCUUAGAUCCCAAAUCUAUUCUCAUAAGCCAUCUAACUACGAACGGAGCCCCAAAGUCGCUACAAACGCUUAGGCUAUUCAGUGACUAUGUUCACUGUUUCAAUCCCCCCGCAAGGUCACUGCCGCACAGAGGGAGAGCCGAGUGGAAAGAGCUCUUGAAAAUAACCGAUAGAAUGCGACAUGUUCGUCAAGUGGACAUCGUCCUCGCUCAAACCUUCGCUGAUGGAAUAUUGCAAUCACGUGGAUACAAGAUGGAGGAUUUGUACCGCAUUUGGCAAGCCAAAGAGCGACGGCAAGACGUCUACAGGUUCGCCUUUGCGUUGAAAGACCAGGGCAGAGCUUUCAAGCUGUACGCGGAACAUUUUCAGGGGGGCGAGAUAUUUAUACCCCCUUUCCUAUACGGCGAGGACACACCCAUUGAACACGUGAUCUAUGACUCGGAAGAGCCGUACGUUUUCAACACUCCAAGCCGUCAGAAACACCAAAGAGAGGCCGACCAAAAUGAUAGAGGGCUUGAUGAGAAUGAAGUGGAGGACGAAGUGAUUGUGUUAGGUCUCACAGGGUAGGCUCGUCGCCUACUGCUUGGGAAGGUUUGAGGUCCUUUUCUAUUCAUAUGAGGAGCAUUCUAGGCGUCUGGCAGGACGACAUUGAAGGGUGCGCUUUAAUCCCAGUGCGCUCAAUCCUCUCAAGGUUUUACUAGGCUCGGUGACCCAUCAGCUUCCAUCCAUUGCUGUGGUGAUGGCAACUGAUUUUCUGGCCUGUUAGAUGUCCAUAGCAGGUCUCCUGCCCUGAUGCCCGUCUUGACUAUUCUACGUUAGUGCAAUGGGCGAUGAUAAUCGAAGUGCUUGUAACAUUGGAGAUAUAAAAAGAAAAGUCUUUCCAAGGUUGCUGAGGCUGAACUUUCAAAACUCGAAGUGUUUGAAAGGAAAAUAUGUGCUAUCUUCAACUGGAAUGGUCAUCCUAAUCC